Gallus gallus (chicken) is the source of this 1161-nucleotide messenger RNA. RefSeq names its product gap junction protein beta 1 (gene GJB1). The record is from RefSeq and is a predicted model, not a curated record. Gene Ontology annotation, cellular component: connexin complex. The transcript is spliced from 3 exons. Gene Ontology annotation, biological process: cell communication. Bases 178 to 1017 code for a protein of 279 amino acids. NCBI's taxonomy places the organism in Eukaryota, Metazoa, Chordata, Aves, Galliformes, Phasianidae.
GCGCUGGGAGGCGUGCGGGACUGAGAGCGUCGGCCGUCCCCUCGGCGAGUGCAGGGCAGUGGUGGACAGAGACGAGGGCAGGCGGAGCAGAGCUCUCCUGCGGGAGACAUGAGACCUUAGAGGGGCCUUUGGGGGCAGCUCAGCGGGACUCUUCCUCGCCACCAGGCGUGAGGAGCCAUGAACUGGGCCGGCCUCUACGCGGUGCUGAGCGGGGUGAACCGCCACUCCACCGCCAUCGGGCGCAUCUGGCUCUCCGUCAUCUUCAUCUUCAGGAUCAUGGUGCUGGUGGUGGCGGCCGAGAGCGUCUGGGGGGACGAGAAGUCCGCCUUCACCUGCAACACGCAGCAGCCGGGCUGCAACAGCGUCUGCUACGACCACUUCUUCCCCAUCUCUCACAUCCGCCUGUGGGCCCUGCAGCUCAUCCUGGUCACCACGCCGGCCCUGCUCGUGGCCAUGCACGUGGCCUACCAGCAGCACCAGGAGAAGAAGCUGCUGGUGAUGACGGGCCACGGGGACGCCAAGCACCUGGAGGAGGUGAAGAAGCACAAGAUGCGCAUCGCGGGAUCGCUGUGGUGGACGUACGUCUGCAGCGUGGUCUUCCGGCUGAUCUUCGAGGCCGUCUUCAUGUACCUCUUCUACAUGAUCUACCCCGGCUACCAGAUGGUGCGGCUGGUCAAGUGCGAGGCCUACCCCUGCCCCAACACCGUCGACUGCUUCGUCUCGCGGCCCACCGAGAAGACCAUCUUCACCGUCUUCAUGCUGGUCACCUCCAGCGUCUGCAUCGUGCUCAACAUGGCCGAGUUGGUCUACCUGGUGGUGCGGGCCUGCACGCGCCACAGCCACCACAACUCCAACCCUUCCUCGGGGAAAGGCUCCUUCUACGGCCACAAGAUCUCCUCUGAGUACAAGCAGAACGAGAUCAACCAGCUGCUGAGCGAGCAGGACGGAUCCCUCAAGGACAUGCUGCGCCGCAACCCCGGCCUGCAGGAGAAGGGCGACCGCUGCUCCGCCUGCUGAGCCCCACGCCGCCCCACAGCCCUGGGAAGGGCACACACUGCCCUCGUUUUGCGUAUUGCACGCCCGGUGCCGGCCCUCCUGGACAGCGGGAUGGGGAGGGCAGGGCUGCCGCUGCGUGCUCGGGCCAUUAAAUGUCCAUUCUCA